AGACAAGGACAACAGCAUCGCGGAGCCCAUACUCCCGACAAAGACAGCAUCAGCCGAGCUCGCGCUAGACAAGGACAGCUCGAUUCCCGACGACGGCGAACUCGCUCAGCUAUAGCAAGUCUCAGCGGUGGCGGCGCAGACUGUGUGGAGCUGCUGCGGGGCGAGAGUGUGUGACUGACUGCACGCAGCGGAGGAAAAGGGAUAGAGUGUGUGUGCGUUGCUGGUGCGUGCAUCAGCCGUGAAGAGGAUCCUCGGCGUCGCAGCUUCCUCGUCGCCGCGCAGGCAGCAGCAGUGGCGGCAGAGCGACCUUCAAACACUACUCCGUAUACGUAAAACACGACAAUCCGUCUGAGGAAUAGCGCUCGAGCUCCCCAGACGCAGAGAGAAAGAUAGAUAUAUACAUAUAGAUAUAUAGAGCAAGAGAGAAAGAGAAAGAGAGCCGUAUGUGUACAGCCGUAUACAGAGUGCGUGAGUGCGAGUGAGAUAGAGAGUUAUAUAUAUAUAUAUAUAUAUAUUAUAUAUAUUGUACGUACAACGCGCGAGAGCGAGAAAGAGAGGGAACGGAGUUUUUUCUUUCUCGGCUCUCCCGUAUUUUAACGCCGAAGUAUAAAUAAAGCUAGAGAUAAGAAGGAACACAGGGAGCGCGCGGAGAAGAGAAAGACGGAGCUAGAGAUAGUAGCUCGUGUGCGACGGGGGAUUAUCAUAGACGUUGUCGUCGUGUCUUCGUCAUACAUACAGUCUACGUCUCGCGAAUGUGUAGUGGAGACGGAGUUCGGGGCACAGAAGAAGAGCGAGCAGUAGCUGCGAAGGUGGAGCGUGCCGAGUCCGUACGAGAGCAGCGAGACAAAGAGGAGCAGCAGCAGCAUAACCUCAAAACGGAGUGCGUGUGAGUGCGUUGCAAGCGAGCAACAGCAGCAGCGUCUCUCUCUCUCUCUCUCUCUCUCUCUCUCUCUCUCUCUGUAUUCGCGGGUACAGACGCAGAGAGAUACAUCCUUAAAAAACACACGGUCACAUAUAACACGAGUGUGGUAGUCAUCGUUGUGCGCGAAGCGGUUGAUGGAUGAAACUGGCAGGAUGCUGCAGCACGGUGGAUCUGGCGUCAGUUUGAUGGGCGGCAAUCAGGGCCAAGGAGGCCAGAACGCUGGUGGAUAUGGAAAUAUGGGCCCCGUCGACGGCUCCGCGGCCCAAGGGCCCGAGAACGUCGAGGCCAGGAAACAGGAUAUCGGGGAUAUCCUGCAGCAGAUCAUGAACAUCACCGAUCAGAGCUUGGACGAGGCGCAAGCGAGAAAGCACACGCUGAACUGUCACAGAAUGAAGCCAGCUCUGUUCUCGGUGCUGUGUGAAAUCAAGGAGAAAACUGUUCUGUCGCUGAGAAACACUCAGGAGGAGGAGCCGCCAGACCCACAGCUGAUGAGGCUGGACAACAUGCUGAUCGCCGAGGGAGUCGCUGGACCGGAAAAGGGUGGCGGUGCUGGUGCCGCCGCCUCGGCUUCCGCUGCUGCCGCGGCUGGUCCACCUGGACAACCCGACAAUGCCAUCGAGCACUCGGACUACCGUGCCAAACUCGCUCAGAUUAGGCAGAUCUACCACCAGGAGCUCGAGAAAUACGAGCAGGCCUGUAACGAGUUUACGACUCACGUUAUGAAUCUGCUGAGGGAACAGAGUCGCACCAGACCGAUUACGCCCAAGGAAAUUGAAAGAAUGGUCCAGAUCAUCCACAAAAAGUUCUCCAGCAUUCAGAUGCAGCUCAAACAAUCCACAUGCGAGGCGGUCAUGAUUUUGAGAAGUCGAUUCCUUGAUGCUAGGCGCAAGCGAAGAAACUUCAGCAAACAAGCUUCAGAAAUCCUGAACGAAUACUUCUACUCACACCUAAGCAACCCCUAUCCCAGUGAAGAGGCGAAGGAGGAACUUGCCCGAAAGUGUGGCAUUACAGUUAGCCAGGUUUCUAACUGGUUCGGCAACAAGAGGAUACGUUACAAAAAGAACAUAGGCAAGGCACAGGAAGAGGCAAACUUAUAUGCCGCUAAAAAGGCAGCUGGAGCUUCGCCGUACAGUAUGGGCGGUGCGAGCCAGGGAACCCCGACGCCGAUGAUGUCGCCGGCGCCGCCAGGUGGACCCCAGGACAUGGCCGGCUACGGCAUGGGCAUCAACGGCAGCGACUACGGCUCCCAGCCCUACAACGACGGCUCGAUGGGCUACGACCCGAUGCACCAGUGACGGGACACAGGCAUUAAUAUCUCAUAAGUGUGUCAUCCGGACCUUUGAGAGACGAAGCUCAGCUGUGCGAGCCCCCCACGGGAUCAUUCGUCCGUUGCAACAAGCACAAGUUACUAGACUGCGAAACAAAAAUUAAAUGUUGCGAAAAUACGGGGCCUGACAUCAACUCUGCGUUUUUGAUAUGAAAACGAUCUGAGAUCGCUAAGGAAAGACAUUCGUCGUAGCUAUAAUAUAAUUUUCUUUUUCGAUUCAACUUUUACAUCUACAAUUUGUUAGUUAACUACGAACGCCUUUCUUCACGAUUCUUUGCCUUAAGCUUAUAGGCAUCUUAAAUAAGUGUGCAAUAAGAAUUUGAUAAUGAAAGUUUUUUUUCCUAUAGCCGUUAACGUAGAAUUAACAAUGAAGCUUAGAAUUAGGAAGAUUUAAAGGUCUGGAUUAUUUCGAUAUGACCGUAUCGAUAUGUGCAUUCGCGUACUGUCUACUAAGUUUACUUAUACAAUGGAAAUCGAGGGAAGUAAGAUGAAAAGAGAAUGAAAGCGUUGUCGUUUCGAAAGACCCAGUUCUCGGCGGUAGCAUGUGCGACUGCAUGUUGACUCUUGUCUUGUGUACGUUAUUAUGACAAUGAUUUUACACAGUAGUAUGCGUGCGUAUGUUUCACUUUACUCUUUGAAAUACUACUCACUGGUAUUUUUAAAUUCAAUGCCAGAAAUCCAUGCUAAACUUGCCUGAGUUACAUUUUGUUUGUCUAUAGUUUGAAAGAGAAACUUACGUAGAAAAGAUGAAACUUCAAGUAGACAGGAAUGAUAAUUUUGAAAACUAACUGAUAGACGAUGAAUUAGCUUGUUGAGAAUUGCUUGUAAACAAAAAACAGUGUAAAAAGAAACGAAAAAAAUAAUGACGCAGGGCAAGGCAAUGGCUGGGGGAUGGAUGCAGCAGAGCCGCGAGCCGGUACCGGAAUUUCCACCGCUGCACGGCGAUUCUGCCGACUCGGAUUCCGACCGGGAGAACAACAGCAAACCGCGAGUAUAAGCAAACGAGCGAGAAGGAAAACGCGCGUUCGAACAACGAGAGAGAGAGAGAGAGAGAGAGAGAGAGAGAGAGAGAGAGAGAGCUGAUGGUCAGUCGAAGGACUAUUUUCAACUCAGCCGGAUUACAUUUUCAGUUUUGUUUCCUCUUCUGAUUUUCUGUUUCACGUCAUCUGCAUCGGACGCACAUCUUAUGAAGCCAAGACACGGAAAUUACUUUAGACAUAAUAUGUAUGCGACGCGAGCGCGUGUAGCAAAGGAUCUUUCGUAUAGUUGCGUGCAAAAGUGGCGUUAUAUUUUGUCGAGUUAAGAGACACACUCGUAUUCGAUGGAACUGUAACAAGAACCUUGUUCUCUUCCUUUCUUAUAAUUUCUUAGAUUUUAUUUUUUAUUGUUUACUAUUACGUUUUACAUAUGAUAUUAUGUAAAUUUAAUUCUAUAUGUAUUUAGCUCGCGCGUGUGUACUGUAACACAUUAAUGGUGCAUUACUCGUCCGCGUAUGCGUAAUUUAUGCUAGCUCAUGUUUUAUAAUAAGUUUAUAUACUUACAUAUACUGAAAGUAAUCAAUGCAUGGCAUAUACAUAUAUAUUUUUAUCAUAUUGGGGCCACCGAUCGUUACGUUUGUAAUAUCAACAUAAAAUGAUGAGUAAAUAACGUUCGAGUUGAUCGGAAAUUCGAUAGCUCGCUGAAUUAUCAAUGAAUUAUACCGGAAGCCCCGAUAGUGAUGAGUUAAUUUUAAUUUUCGUUCAUAACGUUGAUUGUACAGCUACACUAUGAGUUAAGGAUUUACGUACAAUGUCGUAUAAAUCAAAAUUAUCAGGAUUAAUUGAACGAUGCGUUUUGUAUUUCUGUCUUGCCUUUCGAUGAGUCAAAUCACGUUUAACGCACCGAUUAACGCGGUUAUUAAAGUAGCGCAUUCUCGUUAAUCUAAGACCCAGUAUAGAGGUGACAAUAUUAAACGGUGACUUUCUGCAGGCCUUGGCCAAGGAAAAAGAGAGCAUCGCGUACGGAUUAGUUACUAUCACAUACGCUAGUUUGCCACUAAACGAUUUACGAGCGCCACUUGCUUACUACUCGUUUUUAGGUUCUUGUAAACGUUUUACUCUCGCUUCGUGCCUUUCAUUACUGCAUACAGUUUUAUCAUGACUACUUAAAUUGCUACACAAUUUUAUUUUUAAUUACGUAUAUUACAUACUUAUAUAGUAUAUAUCUAGAUAUUAUUGUCAUUUUAUUUUGCAUAGCGCAUACUGGCUUAAUCGUACGUUUGACAUUGGAUUUUUUUUUGUAUGAAAACACACAUUUUCUGCAUGUGGCGAAACCGAUGCAAUAUCGAACUCGAUAUAAAAUAUUAACCCAUAUUAUUUGUUUGAUGCGAAUACGUUAAAGGAAAUCGAAGUUUGCUUAUCACGUUACAUCGUCGUCUUUUAAUUAUUUUCGUUUUCGAUUCUUCGUUGUAGACAGCGUGUACACGUCGUGCGAACACUAUCGAGUGUCAUUGGAAAAAAAAAUAAUGUUCUGAGUUCAAAGCUUUCGAGUUCUACAUGAAUACAAGUUUACAUUAUGUUUACAAAUGUUCUUUUUUAUCGUGUUAACAAGUUUUAUACGAAAUUUUACUAAUGAAAAACAUAGAUGCGAGUGAAAGAAAAAAUUCUAUAAGCUACGUGUUAGAAAUAUGAGAUGAAAAUAACGAGCGUUUUAGAUACGUCACAGACUUGUACAUACAUGAUCAAAAUGCUUACGACAUGACCGGGCGAUGAGCACGGAAAUUUACGUUAUUAAAGUUUGCUUUCUUAC
Molecule: messenger RNA, 5036 nt
Organism: Nasonia vitripennis (jewel wasp)
Lineage: Eukaryota; Metazoa; Arthropoda; Insecta; Hymenoptera; Pteromalidae
Gene: exd
Product: homeobox protein extradenticle
Exons: 8
Coding region: 1057-2217 (386 amino acids)
Biological process (GO): embryonic organ development; regulation of transcription by RNA polymerase II; neuron development
Cellular component (GO): nucleus
Molecular function (GO): RNA polymerase II cis-regulatory region sequence-specific DNA binding; DNA-binding transcription factor activity, RNA polymerase II-specific
Source: RefSeq, a predicted model, not a curated record